Molecule: messenger RNA, 3413 nt
Organism: Punica granatum (pomegranate)
Lineage: Eukaryota; Viridiplantae; Streptophyta; Magnoliopsida; Myrtales; Lythraceae
Source: RefSeq, a predicted model, not a curated record
UUUCUCUCUCCUGAAAGAAAAUCUACUAGAUGGCAUUAGCAAUCUUGCAGCCAAGGCAAAGGGAGCUUCAUGUUCAACUCUCAAAUCACAGAACACGGUUUCUUUUCUCUCAGCUCAUCCAAUCAAAUCAGAAUCAGAAUAUUAUUAAAUAAUAAUCAAUCCCCAUGAGCCCAUCUCCAUAGCUCACAGCUAUCAUACCUUCAUCGCUCUUCCUCCUCCUAUAAGUAUACAAUUCAAUCCUCUCAGCUGGAUCCAUGCCCAAAUGGGAAGAUAGUGCCCUCUCUCUCUAGCUCUCUGCUAAGAUCUGCUGCUCCCCCCAUUUCUCCUCCACCCGACACCCUCAGGCACUGGACACGAAGGAUCUUUUUGCAUAAUAUAAAAACAUGGCUUUAGGGAAAUAUAGUAGGGUAGAUAACAGGAGGCCUUCUUCGAGUUACUGCUCGACUGUAACAAUAGUCGUUUUCGUGGCUCUCUGCUUGGUUGGGGUAUGGAUGAUGACAUCAUCAUCCGUGGUCCCCGUUCAGAAUGUCGAUGUGCCCCAAGAGAAGAAGGAUGAGGUGAAGGAACAGAUGCCCGAGAAGGUAAAUGAAGAAGUUGCCAAAAAUGAGGUAACGGAACAAGCAUCAGACAACAAGGAGACCGAGAAGGUCAAUGAAGAAGCUGCCAAAAAUGAGGUGACUGAGCAAGCAUCAGACAAGGAGACUGGCAAUACGGGACAGUUUGAGGAUAACCCUGGAGAUUUGCCCGAGGAUGCGACUAAAGGGGACACUAGUGAUCAGCUCUUUCAAGAGAACCAAGAACAGAAGCAGGACAAGAACUCCGAGUUGAAAACCCAGCAGAAGGAAAGCUCAGAUGAGACGACCAAGUUAGAUGAUGGGGAGAACAAAACGGAAGGUGGGGAAUCAAAGAGUGAAGGUGGUGAGAAUGAUUUGACUGGGCGGGGAGAUUCUGGAGAAGGUUCCGAGGAGAAGAAAUCCGACUCGGAUGACAACGAGAAGAAAUCCGACUCGGAUGACAACGAGAAGAAAUCCAACUCGGAUGACAGCGAGAAGAAGUCUGAUUCGGACGAGUACGAGAGGAAAUCCUAUGUGGAGGAGAAUGAGAAGAACACGGAACAAAAUGAAAGUAAGAUCGAAGAGAAAGUGGAUCAGGGUGAUAGUAACGAGUCAAGCGGAGAUUCGGGUGAGAAGAAGGAUGAGACCCUAUCAAAGGAUCAAAAUCAAACUGAAGUGUUCCCUUCUGGGGCCCAGUCGGAGCUCUUGAAAGAGAUAACUACUGAAAAUGGGGCAUUCUCAACUCAGGCAGCCGAAUCAAAGAAUGAGAAGGCAUCCCAGGAAUCAUUAAAGCAAGAGACUGGCUUCAGCUGGAAGCUCUGCAACGUUACUGCUGGGCCUGAUUACAUCCCGUGCCUCGACAAUAUGCAGGCGAUCAGGAGCCUUAGAUCCACCAAGCAUUACGAACACCGAGAGAGGCACUGUCCUGAGAAUCCACCUACCUGCCUAGUUUCUCUUCCUGAAGGAUACAGACGCCCGAUCGAGUGGCCUAAGAGCAGGGAGAAGAUUUGGUACUACAAUGUUCCCCACACUAAGCUUGCACAAGUUAAGGGACAUCAGAACUGGGUGAAAGUUACAGGUGAAUACCUCACUUUUCCUGGCGGAGGAACCCAAUUCAAACAUGGCGCUCUCCACUACAUCGACUUUAUUCAGGAGUCUGUUCCUGAUAUUGCCUGGGGAAAACGUACCCGAGUUAUUCUGGAUGUUGGGUGUGGUGUUGCGAGUUUUGGGGGCUUUCUCUUUGAUCGGAAUGUACUUGCAAUGUCAUUUGCUCCUAAAGACGAGCAUGAAGCUCAGGUCCAAUUUGCGCUUGAGAGAGGAAUCCCUGCAAUCUCUGCUGUGAUGGGAACAACAAGACUUCCUUUCCCCGGUAGAGUCUUCGAUAUUGUUCACUGUGCUCGCUGCAGAGUACCAUGGCACAUAGAAGGUGGUAAAUUACUGAUGGAGUUGAACCGAAUGCUGAGACCAGGUGGUUUCUUUGUGUGGUCUGCUACUCCUGUUUAUCAGAAAAUUCCCGAAGAUGUAGGGAUUUGGAAUGCCAUGUCUGAACUUACAAAAGCCAUGUGCUGGGAGCUCAUAUCUAUCAACAAGGAUGCAGUGAAUGGUGUCGGCGUAGCAACAUACAAGAAGCCUACUACAAAUGAGUGCUAUGAGAAACGAUCAAAGCCGGAACCUCCUCUCUGCGCCGAUACUGAUGAUCCCAAUGCUGCCUGGAACGUCUCGUUGCAAGCCUGCAUGCACAAAGUGCCCACAGAGAGUGACGUCCGUGGGUCCCAGUGGCCUGAGGAGUGGCCUGCAAGGUUGGAUAAGUCGCCUUAUUGGCUACUUAGUUCGCAGGUAGGAGUUUAUGGUAAACCGGCUCCUGAGGAUUUCGCUGCAGACUACGAGCAUUGGAAGAGGGUUGUAAGCAAGUCUUAUCUAAAUGGUAUCGGGAUUGACUGGUCAACUGUGAGAAAUGUCAUGGACAUGAGAUCUGUUUACGGAGGAUUUGCUGCUGCCCUGAAAGAUCUGAGCAUAUGGGUCAUGAAUGUGGUCUCUAUUGAUGCACCCGAUACUUUACCAAUCAUCUAUGAGCGGGGUUUGUUUGGAAUUUACCAUGACUGGUGCGAAUCUUUCAGCACCUACCCAAGAACUUAUGAUCUUCUCCACGCGGAUCAUCUCUUCUCGAAGGUCAAACAGAGGUGCAAGCUAGAGGCUAUAGUGGCAGAAGUUGAUCGGAUACUGAGGCCGGAGGGGAAACUGAUUGUUCGGGAUGAUGUGGAAACAAUCAACCAGUUGGAGAGCAUGUUGAGGGCAAUGCAGUGGGAAGUUCGCUUGACUUACUCCAAGGACAAGGAAGGGCUGCUCUGCCUCCAAAAAUCCAUGUGGCGACCCACCGAGGCGGAAGCAUUGACAUACGCCAUUGCCUGAUCGGAAAUCGUUAAGCCAGUUUUCAAAAUUUCCUGAGGCCAUCGGCACAAGUAUUCAAAGAUGAAGAGUCAUUCUUUUUGCGUCUUAGUUACUUUGCCCUACCAUAAUUUGUGGCAAAUGUAUCGCUGUAUUGAUUAGCCUGUGUAGCAUAGCUCGGACCUCAUAUAGUUCUGUCCCACAUGAUUUAUUUGAUUCGAUUCAAGAGGUCGGCUCGAUUCGGAAGUAUUUGUUGUAAUAUUAGCUUACUGAUUCAUCAAAGGAAAGAUAGAACACUUUGUUGCAAGUGUAAAGCGCAUUGUUUUGGCAUUGUUGUAAUAGAAUUGUCUUAAUGAUGAUUCUUUUAUGAUUAGUAUGUCGCUUGAUUGUGAUAGGAUUGUAAUAUAGAGACAUAAGCCCUUGUUUGGAACCAAGAGGUUUUAAGUUUAAAUCUCAAGAGGAAUUGAGUGCGUC